AGUCCCCGCCCAAGAAAGCUUCUAUCGUCAACACUUCGGAGUAUUAUCGACCCACCCCUGCCGUCUCUAAAGUUUUACGACCAUUCUAAUUUUCAGCUGUUCAUCGGAAGAGAAUGAAUGCUCCAGAUCGUUACGAACGAUUUGUCGUCCCGGAAGGCGUCAAGAAGGUUUCAUACGAGCGGGACACGAAGAUCAUCAAUGCUGCCACUCUAACCGUCGAGAGGGAAGACCACACAAUCGGAAACAUUCUUCGCAUGCAGUUGCACAGGGACAGUAAUGUUCUCUUUUCCGGUUACAAGUUGCCUCACCCUCUUCAGUAUAAAAUCAUACUCAGGAUUCAAACAACAAGCCAGUCUUCCCCAAUGCAGGCUUAUAAUCAGGCUAUUAAUGAUCUUGACAAAGAGCUAGAUCAUUUGAAAAAUCAAUUUGAGAUUGAACUGGCAAAGCACGUGCAAGAGUAUUGAUCAACUUGUGUUUUUGUGGUAGCAUAUGAGGAGCUGGAGCUUAGAUCAAUUCAAAUGGAAUGACUUAGUUGGUCAUGAUAAUGGCACUUUUUCUCUAUGUGAACUUGUUGUGUUGUAUUUGAACUAGCUAGCUAAUUUGAAGUUACAAACGGGGUACUAGUAAUGACUUAGACUCCAUUUAUGCAGACCGUGGCUUGAAUGUAGAUUUCAAGUGUUGUUUUUCCCUAAUCAAUUAGUAACAACUCU
This is a messenger RNA of Cuscuta campestris, 710 nucleotides long. The record is from the annotation of a GenBank genome assembly. Lineage: Eukaryota; Viridiplantae; Streptophyta; Magnoliopsida; Solanales; Convolvulaceae.